This is a messenger RNA of Psilocybe cubensis, 1749 nucleotides long. RefSeq lists its product as uncharacterized. The record is from RefSeq and is a predicted model, not a curated record. Gene Ontology annotation, biological process: nuclear-transcribed mRNA catabolic process, deadenylation-dependent decay; translation; translational termination. Gene Ontology annotation, molecular function: translation release factor activity; GTPase activity; GTP binding. Gene Ontology annotation, cellular component: translation release factor complex. Bases 1 to 1749 code for a protein of 582 amino acids. Lineage: Eukaryota; Fungi; Basidiomycota; Agaricomycetes; Agaricales; Agrocybaceae. The transcript has 5 exons.
AUGAGCAACUUGAAUCCGACUGCCUUUACUUUCGUUCCCCGUUUUGCUGUCCAACAGCCUCAGCAGCCUCAGCAGCCUCCACCGCCCCCCAUUGAGCGUCCGGAGCAGACAGAGGCCCCAAAGCCAGCCCCAACCAUCUCGCUCAACAUCGGCGGCGCAUCCACCCCUUCACAGCCCCCCAAGGUCCAACCAGCUGCUCCAACACCUCCACCCGUCGCUGCCCCAUCUCAGCCGCCAGCGCAGCCCCAGGCUCAGGCAAAGGCCGCCAAACCAGCUCAGUCCGCACCCUCAAAAACUUUCUCGACCGAAAAGUCAAAGACCGACACCCAAGCCAUCGCCCAGGAAGUGAAGACCCUGGCCGAUAAAGCUGUAUUGGAGGAUCUAUACGGAAAUCUCAAGGAGCAUCUGAACAUCGUUUUUAUCGGCCAUGUCGAUGCAGGAAAGAGUACUAUGGGAGGCAAUCUCCUUUACCUCACUGGAAUGGUUGACAAGCGGACCAUGGAAAAAUACGAACGAGAUGCAAAGGAAGCCGGUCGUGAGUCGUGGUAUCUGAGUUGGGCACUCGACUCGACGCCGCAGGAAAGAUCCAAGGGAAAAACUGUCGAAGUCGGCCGUGCAUACUUCGAGACUGACGCCCGCCGCUAUACCAUCCUUGAUGCGCCAGGGCACAAGACCUUUGUCCCAUCUAUGAUCUCAGGUGCUGCCCAGGCCGACGUUGCGAUCCUCGUUAUCUCGGCUCGCAAGGGCGAAUUCGAGACGGGCUUCGAAAGAGGUGGUCAGACGCGCGAACACAUCAUGUUGGUCAAGACCGCUGGCGUCUCGAAGGUCGUCAUCGUCAUCAACAAAAUGGACGACUCAACCGUGAAAUGGGAGCAAUCUCGAUAUAACGAGAUCAGGGACAAAAUGAUCCCCUUCGUCAAAGCUGCAGGAUUCAACCCAAAGACGGACGUCACCUUCAUCCCUGUUUCUGCCUACACCGGUGUCAACCUUAAGGACAGGGUACCAAAAAAUGUGUGCUCGUGGUAUGAUGGACCAUCCUUCCUGGAGCACAUCGACCACAUGCCCAUGGUGGAUCGCAAAAUCAACUCUCCUCUCAUGAUGCCUAUAUCAGAAAAGUACAAAGAUAUGGGCACAGUCAUCGUCGGCAAAAUCGAAUCAGGACACAUCCGCAAAGGUGACAGCCUCAUCAUGAUGCCCAACAAAGUGCCCGUGGAAGUAGCAUCAAUAUACACCGAGAUGGAAGAGGAAGUCGACCGCGCGCUAUGCGGUGACAAUGUCCGCAUCAGGAUCCGCGGUGUCGACGAUGAAGACAUCAGCCCUGGUUUCGUGCUGACCAGCGCUUCCACGCCGAUCCACGCUGUGCGUCAGUUUGAAGCACAGCUGGCUAUCCUGGAACACAAGAACAUCAUCUGUGCUGGAUACUCUGCUGUCAUGCACAUCCAUACGCUUGCUGAGGAAGUGACACUCCCUGCUCUCCUGCACUACUUCGACAAGGCAACUGGUAGAAAAUCAAAGAAACCACCACAAUUUGCCAAGAGAGGCCAAAAGAUCGUCGCGCUCAUCGAAACCGCUCAACCUGUCUGCGUCGAAAGAUUCCAAGACUACCCACAAUUGGGCCGUUUCACGCUUCGAGACGAAGGACGAACGAUCGCUAUUGGCAAGAUCACGAAGCUCAUUGAAAAUACUACCAUCGAGGAGGUAUCAGAGGGCGUCGCUAACAUCUCACUUCCUGCUGCCGGUGCCAACUAA